AUGUCUUCCGCGAAGAUACAUCCCGCAAAGAAUUUCCACAUCUUCGGCAAGGGAAUUUCAUUCAGCGUCUCGCCCACAAUUCACAAUGCUGGUUUUGAACACCACUCUCUACCUUACAAUUAUACAAUUCGCGAGUCCGACAGUAUUGACGGGGUAGCCUCUCUGAUUGCAGAUGACCGUUUCGGCGGAGCAAGCGUCACCAUGCCCCACAAGCUGCAAGUCCAUAAGUUUUGCGAUGAGCAAACCGAAACAGUCAGGCUUAUUGGCGCCAUCAACACUCUGGUUGUGAAAGAAAAUGGCACUCGGCGCACGAUUACCGGCGACAACACCGACUGGUCUGGGCUGUAUAGCAUCAUCCUUUCGCACUCCAGAGAGAAGCAGCAGCAUCCCAGCGUCGGCCUAGUGAUUGGAGCUGGCGGAGCAUCACGAGCUGCCCUGUUCUCCAUGCACAAAGCUGGAAUCAAAAAGAUCUUCGUCAUCAACCGAACUCUGGCCACAGCCGAGAAAGUGAAGGAAGAUUUCAGUCAGGUAUUCGAUAUUGAAGUGAUCGAAACACUUGACACUAUUCCCGAGAAACCAGAUGUUAUCAUUGGCACUGUUCCCGCAGACACUACAACCGAAGGUCAAUUUGCCUCGUUGUUUGGGCCGCGGGGUCUCUGUAUUGACAUGUCAUACAAGCCAAGACAGACCCCACUCUUGACAGCGGCACAAAAGCAUCGAGACUGGGAUAGAGUGACGGGGGUGGAGGUGUUGCUCGCACAGGCGUUUGACCAAUUUCGACUUUGGACCAAGCUGGAGCCGCCAAAAGAAGUCAUGACCGAAGCAAUCCUUGCCCUUGAUAAGAAGAGAGCAGCUGUUGCUCAAGGAGGAAUGCUCUAG
Molecule: messenger RNA, 879 nt
Organism: Penicillium salamii
Lineage: Eukaryota; Fungi; Ascomycota; Eurotiomycetes; Eurotiales; Aspergillaceae
Source: the annotation of a GenBank genome assembly